Messenger RNA from Cucurbita maxima (winter squash), 547 nucleotides. RefSeq names its product basic form of pathogenesis-related protein 1-like. The transcript has a single exon. Bases 1 to 477 code for a protein of 158 amino acids. Lineage: Eukaryota; Viridiplantae; Streptophyta; Magnoliopsida; Cucurbitales; Cucurbitaceae. The record is from RefSeq and is a predicted model, not a curated record.
AUGGCAUCUCCAAUUUGGUUAGUGGGACUUGCCCUAAUCUUAGCUUCGAUCUCUCCCACGGUUGCCAAAAGCUACCCGAAAGACUUCGUCGAUGCCCACAAUGUCAUCCGUGCCGAGUAUGGCGUCGGCCCGGUGUUUUGGAACACCACUUUGGCUAUCUAUGCUCGAAAAUUUGCCAAAACAAAGAUAGGUAACUGCAAGUUGGAGUACUCUAAUGGACCUUAUGGCGAAAACUUGGCGGAAGCAUACGAUAAUACAACAGCAAAAUUGACCGUGGACAAGUGGGCUAUGGAGAAGAAGUAUUAUGACUACAAAGAAAACAAGUGCAUGGAAGAAGAGUGCGGCCAUUUCAGGCAGGUGGUGUGGAAGGACACAACAUCUAUUGGCUGCGCUGAAAUUGAGUGCAUCAAGGAUUAUAUUUUCACCGUUUGCAACUAUUAUCCUUCGGGAAACCAUUUGAACGAACUUCCUUACUAAACUUGAUCUCAAAAUAAAAUCAUAGUCAGAAGAACAAAGAAACUGUAUAUCUAGUGUUGUGAAACAAAGA